Pteronotus mesoamericanus is the source of this 4492-nucleotide messenger RNA. RefSeq names its product rabphilin 3A (gene RPH3A). Gene Ontology annotation, biological process: exocytosis; spontaneous neurotransmitter secretion; regulation of calcium ion-dependent exocytosis. The record is from RefSeq and is a predicted model, not a curated record. The transcript is spliced from 21 exons. Bases 498 to 2582 code for a protein of 694 amino acids. Gene Ontology annotation, molecular function: small GTPase binding. Lineage: Eukaryota; Metazoa; Chordata; Mammalia; Chiroptera; Mormoopidae. Gene Ontology annotation, cellular component: postsynaptic membrane; neuron projection; synapse.
GGGAUCUCUGGUGCGCCCAACCUCUCCUCCCGCCUCCCACCUCUCUUUCUCCAGGCACCUCACCCAUAAAUCACGGGUGGGAGGCAGCCUUGGUUCCCCUGUGCCGAGAAGCUGCUGCCCCCUCCCUUGCUCAACACAGGGCUUUGCAGCAGUGGAGGCAGCCGCCGCUGAUUUCGGGCACUGGAAGCAAUUGAUUCGUCGGCUGCCAGCAGCCUGGAGUUGCCUACGCGGGCGGACGACAGAGAGGAGGGGAGAGAGAGAGAGAGACUUACAGAGCAGAAACCUUCAUCCAUGUGGAGGGCAGUCUGAGGGAGCCACGGUCUUUGCCUUGUCCACCGACUGGUCUGACUUUUCCCCUGUUCUGGCACCUCCACUGAGCUUUCAAACCAAGUCAUCGGAAGUUAACAUCUUCCCACCCGGCAGGGAAGGGGAGUUGCCAAGAAUCUGGCUCACCGUUCCCCCUGCAGUCCUCCAGUGUCGGAAACAGGACUUCCGCCAUGACCGACACUGUAUUCAGCAACAGCUCUAGCCGUUGGGUGUGUCCCAGUGACCGACCCCUUCAGUCCAAGCUCCAGGCGGGCUGGUCCGUCCACCCCGGAGGUCAGCCCGACAGACAGAGGAAGCAGGAAGAGCUGACAGAUGAGGAGAAGGAAAUUAUCAACAGGGUGAUCGCGCGGGCCGAGAAAAUGGAAGCAAUGGAGCAGGAACGGAUCGGGCGCCUGGUGGACCGUCUGGAGAACAUGAGGAAGAACGUGGCUGGGGAUGGGGUGAACCGCUGCAUCCUGUGCGGCGAACAGCUGGGGAUGCUGGGCUCCGCCUGCGUCGUGUGUGAGGACUGUAAGAAGAAUGUCUGCACCAAGUGCGGGGUGGAGACCUCCAACAACCGCCCCCAUCCCGUCUGGCUCUGCAAAAUCUGCCUGGAGCAGAGGGAGGUGUGGAAGCGUUCUGGAGCCUGGUUCUUCAAGGGCUUCCCCAAACAGGUCCUCCCGCAGCCAAUGCCCAUAAGGAAGACUAAGGCCCAGCAGCCUGUCCGUGAGCCCGCCACCCCCGAGCAGCCCGCCCCUGAGCCCCCGCACACCGCCCGGGCUCCAGCUCGAGGUGACGCUGAAGACAGAAGGGGCCCAGGUCAGAAACCAGGCCCCGAGCCGGCCUCUGCUCCUGGGCGAGGAAGCCACGGGCCCCCUGUGCGCAGGGCCUCGGAGGCGCGAAUGAGCUCGUCCAGCCGGGACUCAGAGAGCUGGGGCCAGGGCCAGGGCCAGGGCCAGGGCGGCGGGGCGGCCGCGGACUCCAGCCGCAGCCCAGCAGGUUUGAGACGGGCCAACUCAGUCCAGGCCUCCAGACCUGCCCCAGCCGCAGGGCAGAGCCCGGCGCCACCUCAGCCUGGGCAGCCAGGAGGCAGCAGACCCAGCCCUGGGCCAGCCGGACGCUUCCCUGACCAGCGACCAGAGGUGGCUCCCAGCGACCCCGGCCAUCCAGGGGCCACUGCCCCGCCCCGGGAGGAGAGAACUGGAGGAGUCGCCGCCAGGGAGGACAGAGCAGGCCACCCACCGGGCCCCUACUCCCAAGCGUCUGCUGCCGCCCCCCAGCCGGUCGCCACGCCCGCCCGCCAGCCCCCGCCCCCGGAGGAAGACGAGGAAGAAGCCAACAGCUACGAUUCGGAUGAAGCAACCACCCUGGGUGCCCUGGAGUUCAGCCUUCUCUACGACCAGGAUAACAGCUCCCUGCACUGCACCAUCAUAAAGGCCAAGGGACUGAAGCCCAUGGACUCCAAUGGCUUGGCUGAUCCCUAUGUUAAGCUGCACCUCCUGCCGGGAGCCAGCAAGUCCAACAAGCUUCGAACAAAAACCCUGCGGAACACCCGGAACCCUGUCUGGAAUGAGACUCUCGUCUAUCAUGGCAUCACAGAUGAGGACAUGCAGAGGAAGACCCUCAGGAUCUCUGUCUGUGAUGAGGACAAAUUUGGCCAUAACGAGUUCAUCGGCGAGACCAGGUUCUCUCUCAAGAAGCUGAAGCCCAACCAAAGGAAGAACUUCAACAUCUGCCUGGAGCGGGUCAUCCCGAUGAAGCGUGCCGGGACCACCGGGUCCGCCCGAGGCAUGGCCCUCUAUGAGGAGGAGCAGGUGGAGCGCAUUGGUGACAUAGAGGAACGCGGCAAGAUCCUGGUGUCCCUCAUGUACAGCACGCAGCAAGGAGGCCUCAUCGUGGGCAUCAUCCGUUGCGUGCACCUAGCCGCCAUGGACGCCAACGGCUACUCAGAUCCAUUUGUCAAGCUCUGGCUGAAACCAGACAUGGGAAAGAAGGCCAAACACAAGACCCAAAUUAAGAAGAAAACCUUGAAUCCUGAAUUUAAUGAGGAGUUCUUCUAUGACAUCAAACACAGUGACCUGGCGAAGAAGUCACUGGACAUCUCGGUCUGGGACUAUGACAUUGGCAAGUCCAACGAUUACAUCGGAGGCUGCCAGCUGGGGAUCUCAGCCAAGGGAGAGCGCUUAAAACACUGGUACGAGUGUCUGAAAAACAAGGAUAAGAAGAUCGAGCGCUGGCACCAGCUACAGAACGAGAACCACGUGUCGAGCGAUUAGGAUGGUGCCCCGGUCCCUCACCCCCUGCCCAGGUCACCCCCCGCCCCAGCCUGCCCCAACAGCCCAUUGCACUCUGGUCUCUCGUCUCUACGCCUCACAGCCCGUCCCCCGCCACCCUCCCUGAGCCUCUCUUGGGGUCCCCCCUGACCUUGGGGGCCGCCACCAAGGACCUCCGCUUCCCUCUGCCACGCUGCUGCAACGUGGGGUCUGAACACAGCCCCUUUCUGGUCUCCCCAGGACGGAGCAGUGGGGUAGGGAUGGGGAGAUUUUUACAAGGAGGCUGUUCAUUUAACAACCUUCCCAUUUGGGUAGUUACAAAUGGUUUUCAUCAUUUAGGACUCUUUUUAGACCUACCCCCCGGCCUCGAACAGAGGCACGCGCACACAACUCGCACUUCCUGUGUCACUUCUGUGUAUCCCCUCAGUACUGUGGGGACCUUGUAUUUGGGGGCAGACAUAGGACAUCCAGGCCCCCACCACCUCUGCACAUAUACACCCCAGUCGCCAGGGAAACGGGCCACCGUGUUUAAACUCCCUGGGGACCAGGAACACACCCUCCCAGCUCCCAAAUACUUCAAGAAGUGGACAUGCAAAAUACACAAAGGGACUUUGGUAACUUCCUCUUCCAGGACGUCACCUGUUUGCUUCCUAGCAAAAAAUGACCCCUGUUUUCUACCCCCCUCCAGUCCUGUCCACCACACGAAAGUCUCCCUUUCUACCCUCAUCUUUCCCUCCCCCUCACUUCCUCUCUAAAGAGGUUAAAUAGCAAAAGCAAAAAAUAUCCUGACACCGCCUCACCCCCUUGCUUCCUCUCGCCAGCCUGACCAGCAAACUCAGAAGCUGGCAAAACCUGAAAUUCCACCUGGACCCUCCUUCUUCAAACCACCCACUUCCCCUGUCGGCACAGCCAGGUGGCCUCGGGCUGAGGGCCGCCACUGCCCCAGGUGCCUGGCCGGUCCUGCAGGCUGUGGGGGCCCCCACAGAGAGGCUUGCUCAGCCCCCGGCCUCCCCAAGUGCACGCAGAAGGUGUCUGGAAACCAGAGCUCUGGGUCCAAGGCGGCCUCGCCAAAGCGCCGCCCAGUGUUCGGUUUCUGCUUCCACUGCUCGCAGUUAAAUGAACCUGCAACCCGGGUCCCUGAUACUCUGACUCACGCCUUUGACACUCUCACUCAGAGUUUCCUCGGAUCUGUCUCUCUCUGCCUCUGCCUCUCCCACCCUCUUCCCCAGCUGGGUCGGAAGAACAGAGGACCGACAUCAUGGGUCUAGAACUUCAGCAGGUGACAGCCUGAUGCUAAAGGCUUUUAGUCCAUCCUGAAUCAUCCAGUCUUUUUCCUAAAAAAAUAAAAUAAGGAGAAACAGGCGGUGAGGACACACACACAUUGGAGGUUGGGCUUGGGCAGCCUUUGGCGCCCUGUGUAAAAGUCUCGUUUUUUCCCAGUCGCCCUGUGAAAAGCACCCACUCUGUCCGCAGCCCACCACCUUCUGCGGAUCCGUCAGAUGGACUCUCAGAUGCUCAUUUUCUCCACAUACCCCCUUCAGCCUUCCCUUUCCGCAUUCUCCACCCCCAGGCCUCUGCGCAAUUCCUUCGAAGUCACUGAUUCCUUGUCCCCGAUAACCAUUUUCGAAACAGCAAGUUCUCUGCCUUCCCCAAGAUGGCUGGCAGCUUGCCCCCACGCCCCUCCGUCCAGCCCCGGCGCCCCCUCCUUCCCACGGCCUGCCCUUUGGAGAAAGCAUGCUGGCUGCGUCGCCCAAGCCUGACGCUGGUCUUGGCGCUGGAAUCAGCAUGUGGCAAGCUCACAGCGCCCGCGGUCCGGCGCGCGUGCUCUCCGCUGCCCCCACCAAGUAACCACCCCCCUGCCUAGGAAACACACGCCCUCUGGUGCAUGCUGAACCGACCGCCACAUUUCUUUG